Molecule: messenger RNA, 1644 nt
Organism: Kuraishia capsulata CBS 1993
Lineage: Eukaryota; Fungi; Ascomycota; Pichiomycetes; Pichiales; Pichiaceae
Exons: 1
Coding region: 1-1644 (547 amino acids)
Biological process (GO): glucose 6-phosphate metabolic process; gluconeogenesis; glycolytic process
Cellular component (GO): cytosol
Molecular function (GO): glucose-6-phosphate isomerase activity; carbohydrate derivative binding; monosaccharide binding
Source: RefSeq, a predicted model, not a curated record
AUGUCUUUUGUGCCAACCGAACUUCCAGCCUGGAAAGAGCUGCAGGAGAUUUACGACUCCUACGGUAAGGACUUCUCUUCGAAGGAUGCCUUUUCCAAGGAUGCUGAUAGAUACGAGAAAUUCUCCAAGACCUUCACCAACUUCGACGGAUCCAAGAUUUUGUUUGAUUACUCCAAGAACCUGAUCGAUGAGAAGAUCGUCGCCAAGCUGAUUGAGCUGGCCAAGCAAGCCAAUGUUGAGAAGCUCAGAGACCAGAUGUUUGCCGGUGACAAGAUCAACACCACCGAGAACAGAGCUGUUUAUCACGUUGCUUUGAGAAACAGAGCUAACAAGCCCAUGUAUGUCGAUGGCGUCAACGUUGCUCCUGAGGUCGACUCUGUGCUGCAGCACAUGAAGGAGUUUUCGGAGAAGGUCCGUUCUGGUGAGUGGAAGGGUUAUACCGGCAAGGAAAUCACCGACAUCGUCAACAUCGGAAUUGGAGGUUCAGAUUUGGGUCCUGUCAUGGUUACCGAGGCCUUGAAGCCAUAUGCCCAUCCAAGAAUCAGUGUUCACUUUGUGUCUAACGUUGAUGGUACUCACAUUGCUGAGACUCUGAAGCCAUUGAACCCAGAGACCACUCUGAUCCUGGUUGCGUCCAAGACCUUCACCACUGCCGAGACGGUUGCCAAUGCUACCUCUGCAAAGAACUGGUUCCUGAAGACCGCCAAGGACGAGUCCCACAUUGCCAAACACUUCGCUGCCUUGUCCACUAACGCCGAGGAAGUUUCCAAGUUCGGCAUUGACACCGCCAACAUGUUCGGUUUUGAAAGCUGGGUCGGUGGAAGAUACUCUGUUUGGUCUGCCAUUGGCCUCUCUGUUGUAUUGUAUAUUGGAUACGAGAACUUUGACAACUUCCUCAAGGGUGCCGAGGCCGUUGACAGACACUUUGUCGAGACUCCUUUGGAGGAGAACAUCCCACUUCUGGCCGGUUUGAUUUCUGUGUGGUACAACAACUUUCACAAGGCUCAGACCAGACUGGUUGCACCUUUUGACCAGUACUUCCACAGAUUCCCAGCCUACUUGCAGCAGUUGUCCAUGGAAUCUAACGGUAAGUCCGUCAACAAGGCCAAUGUGUUCACCAAUUAUGAGACUGGUGUGAUUCUUUUUGGUGAGCCAACCACAAACGCGCAGCACUCUUUCUUCCAAUUGGUGCACCAGGGUACCAAGCUGAUUCCAUCUGACUUUUUGUUGGCUGCUCAGUCCCACAACCCAAUUGAAAACAACAAGCACCAGAGAAUGUUGGCAUCCAACUUCUUUGCCCAGGCUGAGGCUCUGAUGCAAGGUAAGAACGAAGACCAGGUCAAGGCCGAGGGAACUACUGGUGGUUUGGUUCCACACAAGACGUUCAGUGGUGACAGACCUACCACCUCAAUCCUGGCACAGAAGUUCACCCCAGCUGCUUUGGGUGCCCUGAUUGCGUACUACGAGCACCUAACCUUCACCGAGGGUGCCAUCUGGAACAUCAACUCUUUUGACCAGUGGGGUGUUGAGCUGGGCAAAGUGUUGGCAAAGGUCAUCGUCAGCGAGUUGGAAGACGAAACUCCAGUCAAGACCCACGAUUCGUCAACCAGAGGCUUGAUCAACCAGUUCAAGAACUGGGCUUAG